Molecule: messenger RNA, 2425 nt
Organism: Amblyraja radiata (thorny skate)
Lineage: Eukaryota; Metazoa; Chordata; Chondrichthyes; Rajiformes; Rajidae
Product: solute carrier family 25 member 53
Exons: 2
Coding region: 95-1021 (308 amino acids)
Cellular component (GO): mitochondrion
Molecular function (GO): NAD transmembrane transporter activity
Source: RefSeq, a predicted model, not a curated record
UUAAUAUUCAUUCCAUUGAUUGUAUCCGGUCAAAAUAAGGUGUAAAAAAAAGUUGAGGUAACGGAGCACCGAUCAUCACCGUCGUCAGGUAUAAAUGACGAGAAGGACAUUAUUAGAAAAUACAACGGGUGGGAUUCACAGCCAAGAAGCAAAAAUGCAGCAGAACACUGAAGACUUAGCCAUCACAGCAGUGGUAACCUCACUGAAGAACUGUGGAAUUGGAGCUACAUCCAGUUGUCUUGCUACAGUUCUGACAUUCCCAAUCCACAAAACAAUCUUUCGACAGCAAAUCCAUGGCAUCAUUGUCCGGAAAGCAUUUGCUCAGCUGCGUCAGGAAGGCCUCCGCAGGUUUUACAGGGGACUUCUCCCUCCACUCCUGGCUAAAACAAUCCAAGGCACAUUGUUGUUUGGCACCUACGAUAGCAUCAUUGGAAGCCUGAUGUCUGAGAAUACAAAUGUGUAUCGUCGUUGCAUUGCAGGAUCAUUAUCUGGAGCUGUGGAAGCCUUGGUGCUGACCCCAUUUGAACGUGUCCAAAAUAUCCUCCAAGACCACAGGAAAGAAGCAAAACUUCCCACUAUCCAAAGCAUUUUUAAGCAGUUCAAUUCCUAUAGCUUCCAAGAUAAGUUGCAACUUGGGUAUUACAGAGGCUUCCUCCCUGUUCUGUUGAGGAAUGGAAUAGGCAGUGCACUUUAUUUCUCAUUGAAGGACCCAAUUAAGAACGUACUCAUGAAAAAUGAUAUUCCCAGUGGGGUUUCUGCAUUUAUCUCUGGGAGUUUCAAUGGCAUGGUGGUGUGUUUCAUUUUAUACCCGCUCAGUGCGGUGAUUGCAAAUAUGCAGUCUCAGAUUGGCAAGGAGAAAAUUAACCUUAGGAAUUUUGUUAAAAAUUUCUGGGCAUCUCGUGCCAAAAGUUUCUUGUAUGUUUACAGGGGUGGAUCCCUGAUUAUGCUGAGGUCCUGCAUAACAUGGGGAUUAACCACUGUUAUUCAUGAUUUUUUAAAACAAUGCAGUCCUAAAAUGUAGAGAAUGUUAUACUCACUUAUGCAGAUGAUACCAAGUUAGGAGGCACCCUGACUAAAUUGGAAACAGAAAAUUACAAUGAUGUUCAGAAAUAUUUCAUCCAAAAUUUGAAUGGGCAAAAACUGAUGGCCGAUGCAUGGAUGAUUUUAAUCAGAUAUACGAAGACAUAUGUGGACACAAAAUGGUUCUAAUUUAUAUGCAACAUAAAAUUGUAAAACAAGUUAACAUCACCAGAAUAACAAAUACAUUUAUAUUCUGAGAUAUCAGAAUGAUGGACAAAAAUUGAUGCAUCAAGAUUUCCUGAUGUCCCUUUCUUAUUCACCACAUACUCUUAUAGUGAAAUUAUCUCCUGCCUGAUCACAAUGGUGGUGUCUGGCAUUACUUUCUCUUAUUGCGUAACUGAAGAAUUAUAAUGGACAAACAUAUGGAAUAACCGGAAACGUUCCAUUUUCAGAAUACGUGUCAAGGAUGUUUUGUGGGGGCGGGGUGACUAAUUUGGGAACUGCGGACUUAUUCACAGGGCAAGUGGGUAGGUAGAUUAUGGGUUGGCCCUUGCUUCUGCCAUUUAGACAGGGCUUUGUGUGCUUCUGUGGCAUGGAUAUGAUGUUUCCAAUACUGUCUAAAAUCCUGGUUCUCUACAUGAUCUUUGGCAGGAAUUUUCAAGUGACAGUGGAAACAUUACAUUAUUUCAGGGCGACGUCCCGUACAUUCUCCAACCUUUUUCUUUGUCUGCCUAGUAAUCUCUUCGUGUGAGAGCUCAAUAGUAUUUGAGGAGUGUGCAGUCUGCCAUGUGAAUUAUGUGAUGUACCCAAUCUUGCUGACCAAAUGUAAUGAGAUCCCUCAAUGUUGGGGAUGUUGGCUUGAGAGAGAACAAGGAUGUUGGAUCAUUUAUCCGUCGAGUUAAGGUGGAGAAUUUCGUAGAAGCAUCUGUAUUUACUGUGGAGAAAGACGGAUGCUAGGGAACUGAGGAAGUUAAUACUGAUAUCAUGAAGAGGAUGUGCUGGAGGUCUUAAAAUGCCUAAAGGUCGAUUGCCAGGACCUGAUCAACUUUAUACUAGGACAAUGCUGAAGCUAGGGAAUAAAUUGCAGGGCCACAGGCAGAGAUAUUUGUAUCAUUUAUAGCGAUGAGCGAGGUGCCAGACGACUGGAGGGUAGCUAACAAAAGGUUGAUCGUGGAUAAUAAUGUCUUGAUCUUCAAACAUCCUUUUCCUCAAUGGCUGUGUUGACAUAUUGAAGGUAAUGGCGAAUUUCAUUGCAGAUGUUUAACUUUGCAGAGAAUUAGCUGUCAGCUUUUUCCAGGGUAUGGUUGAGAAUUGUUAGCGUGCAAUGUUGACCCGUGGAAGCUGAUUGCUAGAAGACUAAAGAUAGACACAAAAAAGCUGGAGUAACUCAGCAGGACAGGCAGCA